CCCGCCCGGGCUCUCAUACAAAGGGGCAUUCAAAUUAAGGAGGUCUAUGCGAUGACUGAAUUCUUUUGGGUCACCAAUGGAUCGGAUUAUAACGACGAGUAUAUACCGGGCAACACAGGCACUGUGGCACCGGGAUGUCAGCUCAAAGUGAUCGACUUGACCACCGGUGAGAGUCUGGGUCCGGGACGGGACGGGGAGAUCUGUAUCCGCGGAAACAAACUGUUUGUCGGAUAUCUGGACAACGAAACGGCGAAUCUGGAGGCGUUUGAUAGGGACGGGUGGUAUCACACGGGCGAUAUCGGGAGGUAUGACUUGCGGGAAAGGCUGUUCAUUGUGGACCGACUGAAAGAGGUGGUGCGCAUCGGUAUCGACAACCACUACAUCAACAUCAGUCCCGUAGAGAUCGAGCAGUUCCUACUGACCCACCCGUCCAUCGCU
Molecule: messenger RNA, 438 nt
Organism: Oppiella nova
Lineage: Eukaryota; Metazoa; Arthropoda; Arachnida; Sarcoptiformes; Oppiidae
Source: the annotation of a GenBank genome assembly